This is a messenger RNA of Aureobasidium melanogenum CBS 110374, 594 nucleotides long. RefSeq lists its product as uncharacterized. Gene Ontology annotation, biological process: protein ubiquitination. Lineage: Eukaryota; Fungi; Ascomycota; Dothideomycetes; Dothideales; Saccotheciaceae. The transcript is spliced from 3 exons. Gene Ontology annotation, molecular function: ubiquitin protein ligase activity. Bases 1 to 594 code for a protein of 197 amino acids. Gene Ontology annotation, cellular component: cytoplasm. The record is from RefSeq and is a predicted model, not a curated record.
AUGUCGGGCUACGAGGUCGAACACAACAUCAAAGAGGAGAAAAAGAACGAGGCACCGCCCCGCCGCCCUGAUCUGUCCACCUUCUUUACCACUCUCGAUCUUGUCGACACUAGUGGAGACCGUCACCCUCAGAAUGCGCACUCUCUACCUCUCCCCGGCGACGUCUCAGCAGCCUUCCGCAGUCUCGCAAAUGCCUUCUCCAUGAUGCAGGGUGGUGGCCAUGGUCAAUCGCAAGAAAACACAGAUCAACUGCUAGCUCAAAUGGUCGAGCAGCUGAUGCAAGAGUCUGAGAAUCCUCCCCGGGAAGUCAAGGGUGUCUCGGACGAGUUCCUUGCCCAGCUGGACAGAGUGCCAAAGACGAGCUUGAAGGACAAGGACUGCCCCAUCUGCGGCAACCCUUUCCUUGACGACCCUCACCCGCUUGUCGUUCAGCUGCCCUGCCAUAAAGACCACCUCUUCGAUCUCGAAUGUAUCACUCCUUGGCUCAAACUAAAUCCCACCUGCCCCCUCGACAGAAAAGAGUUGAUCAAGAAGAGGGCACCUACACCACCUCCGGAUGAGGAAGAUGGAGAAUACGAUGACAUGUAUGCAUAA